CCACCUUACCUGCAGCCCACCAGUCCUGCCGCCCACCAGCCCAGCCAAUCACCAGCCCUACCGCCCACCAGCCCUGCAGCCCACCAGCCCUAGCUUCUUCCCAUCUCAGAACUUUUCCUCAGACCCGAGAAUGCUCUAGACUUGAACACAGGAAGAAAAGAUCAGUGGGCCUGGAGGAAGGACAUCUGGAUUCUGACCUCAGCUUGGCCACUAACUGUGUGGUCUUGGGCAAGCUCUCAAGAGAGCGUCAGUAAAUGCUGUAAAAUGGAGUCAUUUACCCUUUCUGCCUCCCCCUUGGAGUUGCGCUCAGGAGCCAAAGAAUAGUGAGGAGUUUGUAUAUGGAAACAGAUUCAAAGGGUUGACCAUGUAUAGGUUCAAGGUGAUGGCAGACAAACCUCUAAAGGAAUCGGAGGGGAAUGAUAACCCUGCCCAUCCUUGAACAUUAAUGACACACUGUGCUGAUUUUUCUUUUAUGAACAUUAGUGUUUUGCCUGCAUUUAUGUCUGUCUGAGAGUGUUGGAUCCCUUGGAACUGGAGUUACAGACAGUUGUGAGCUGCCACGUGGGUGCUGGGAAUUGAACUUGGGACCUUUGAAAGAGCAGCCAGUGCUGUUAACCUCAGAGCCAUCUCUCCAGCCCCCGUUGUGCUGAUUUUUAUUCUCACAUUGAUCUUAUGUGUCAAAACUAUUAUUAUUAUCCCUACUCAAAGAGAGGUUCAGAGACAUUAACUUGCGCAGUCAAGAUCAGACAAGUGAAUGAGGACGAAGUUCUGCCAAGGAGUGCUUUCCUGGCAUAGGCUGUAGCCCCAGCCCUGAGGUUUGAACCCAGAACCCAAAUGAGAAAUGAUUCUGCUGAGUUGAAAUAAACUCAAGCUAAAAAGUAUGGGAUAGAAGAGGCACCUAUUUUUCUUCGUUUGUUUACUUAUCAUUUAACAAACAGAAACAUAGUAUCUACUGUGCUUCAUCUCUAAGCCAGCUGCUGAUCCCCUUGGGAGAUUAAAUCAAUGAAACUUGAUGUGUUCCUUCAGGGCUGAAUCUCCUGUCCCAGGCAGCAAGGCAGGAAAGCUAUGGCUGUAGAUUCUGUAGCUCAUGACACCACCCCAGAUGGGACUGCUCUCUAGAUAGGCGACCUGCUUAUCUGUGGAGAUCUGUACUGGGCAGGCCCCCUGGGUUGCUAGCAUCUGCUCCUCUCCCAGGCCUCUGUCGCCUGACCUCUUCCCUUCCCUGUCCCCCCUCAGGGCACACAGACUCAAGCUCACUUGAAGGCCCAGCACCUGCUUGUCUUCACCCUUGGAGUACUACCCGCUUGGCUCAGUCCUGGGGCUAGUGGGGAGAGCUUGGCGCCUUCCCAGAGGCAGGGGAGGAGGGAGGCUGGGAACACAGGCUGGGCCUUGGUGUCGCAAUUCCGGGCCGUGCCGGGACCUUUGCUCUGCGAGGACAGUGUCUUGGUAAUGUCCAGGGCUCCAGGAAGAGAUGUCCUUGUGGCUGGAGGCUCCAGGACCUGGUGUUUGUCCUGACUCUGCAACGGAAUUAUGGAAGACAGAAACCCAAGAUGCAAGAGACCAGGGAGGCAGCAGCUGCAUCGUCAGGGAGGAAGCUAGGAUGGCCCAGUCUGCUGGAAGUGCUUUGAGGAUGGGGUUGGAGGCAGCAGAGCCCACAGCCCUGCUCCCCAGGGCAGAGACCUUUACAGAGCCUACAGAGCUUCGUCCACAAAAGCGGAAAAAGGGGCCAGCUCCCAAAAUGCUGGGGAAUGAGCUGUGCAGUGUAUGCGGGGACAAGGCCUCUGGCUUCCAUUACAACGUGCUGAGCUGCGAGGGCUGCAAGGGGUUCUUCCGCCGCAGUGUCAUCAAGGGAGCACGCUACGUUUGCCACAGCGGUGGCCACUGCCCCAUGGACACCUACAUGCGGAGGAAAUGCCAGGAGUGUCGGCUGCGUAAAUGCCUCCAGGCGGGCAUGCGGGAGGAGUGUGUCUUGUCAGAAGAACAGAUCCGCUUGAAGAAACUGAAGCGGCAAGAAGAAGAGCAGACUCAAGCCACGUCAGUGUCCCCCAGGGUUUCCUCAGCUCCCCAAGUCCUGCCACAGCUCAGCCCGGAGCAACUGGGCAUGAUUGAGAAGCUGGUUGCUGCCCAGCAACAGUGCAACAGACGCUCCUUUUCUGACCGACUGCGAGUCACGCCUUGGCCCGUCACACCUGACCCUCAGAGCCGGGAAGCCCGACAACAGCGCUUUGCCCAUUUUACUGAGCUGGCCAUCGUGUCUGUGCAGGAGAUCGUUGACUUUGCCAAACAGCUCCCUGGCUUCCUGCAGCUCAGCAGGGAGGACCAGAUCGCCUUGCUGAAGACCUCUGCGAUUGAGGUGAUGCUUCUGGAGACGUCACGGAGGUACAACCCUGGGAGCGAGAGCAUCACCUUCCUCAAGGACUUCAGUUAUAACCGGGAAGACUUUGCCAAAGCAGGGCUUCAGGUGGAGUUCAUCAAUCCCAUCUUUGAGUUCUCCCGAGCUAUGAACGAACUGCAGCUCAACGAUGCCGAGUUUGCCUUGCUCAUCGCCAUCAGCAUCUUCUCUGCAGACCGGCCCAACGUGCAGGACCAGCUCCAGGUAGAGAGGCUGCAACACACGUAUGUGGAGGCCCUGCAUGCCUAUGUCUCCAUCAACCACCCCCACGACCGACUGAUGUUCCCACGGAUGCUAAUGAAGUUGGUGAGCCUCCGGACCUUGAGCAGCGUCCACUCAGAGCAAGUGUUUGCACUUCGGCUGCAGGACAAAAAGCUUCCCCCGCUGCUGUCUGAGAUCUGGGAUGUCCACGAAUGACGGUUCUUCCUCCAGGUCCUCUGUGCUUUGGGACACACGACUGAGGCUUACGGACUGCUUCCUAGAGGUGGAGCAGACUGAGAAGGGCGAACCUUCCUGGGAGCUGGGUGAAGGAGAUCCUUGCAUGGCAUUAAAGGAGAGUCAAAGGGUUGGGUGUUGUGUGGCUGCUGGGCAGUUGGGGACCUACUAUCGUAGUGCACAUCUGAAGACCUUAUUGACCCAACCAAAUAAACUAGCCAGGAAGGCCCCUUUGCACAGGGUUCUUCAGGGCCCUGCCCA
Messenger RNA from Peromyscus californicus insignis, 3088 nucleotides. It is a transcript of the gene Nr1h3, whose product is annotated as nuclear receptor subfamily 1 group H member 3. Bases 1472 to 2809 code for a protein of 445 amino acids. The transcript has 10 exons. Gene Ontology annotation, molecular function: nuclear receptor activity; zinc ion binding; RNA polymerase II cis-regulatory region sequence-specific DNA binding. The record is from RefSeq and is a predicted model, not a curated record. Gene Ontology annotation, biological process: positive regulation of transcription by RNA polymerase II; negative regulation of transcription by RNA polymerase II; lipid metabolic process. NCBI's taxonomy places the organism in Eukaryota, Metazoa, Chordata, Mammalia, Rodentia, Cricetidae.